AUGGAAGAUCAGGUCUUUACCAACGUUUAUCAAAAUAUUAACACCACCAAUAUCUAUGAGAUUCCAGAAUCUGAGGAAGACAAAGGAGAUAAUCUUUAUGAUCAUGUCCAUGAAGAUCCAGCAUCUCCUUCUUCCAUCACUACUAUCCCAGAGAGCAUGGAUAGUAGUCAAGAGAACUCAGAAGAUAGCUGUAGUAAUUCUGUGGCCUCUCAGCAUGGGGCUGAUGGGGAAGAUGGUUCUUCAUCUCACCAUGGUGCUGACGAAGACCACCCAUACCAGGAGAUGGAUCUGAUGAGCCCAACUCUGGAAGAUAAACAUGUAGAGGGCAUGAUGUUUGAAAGAAACGUGCAUUUUCCUCCAGAUUUCCAGUUGCAUCGGAGCCAGAGCACUUCUUCCAACUCUUCAACUUCCCUCAAGUUCCCUCUUAACAAUAACUUUGGAGAAACUGACAACUUUCAGGAAGAUUAUGAGAUUUCCAUAUUUGUAAAGGCCGGUAUAGAUGGAGAAAGCAUCGGGAACUGUCCGUUCUCCCAGCGUCUCUUCAUGAUCCUGUGGCUCAAAGGAGUAGUGUUCAACGUUACCACUGUUGACCUGAAAAGAAAGCCAGCUGACCUACACAAUCUGGCUCCUGGGACCCAUCCACCUUUCUUGACUUUUAAUGGAGAAGUCAAGACAGAUGUUAACAAGAUUGAGGAAUUCUUGGAAGAGACUCUUGCACCUCCAAAGUACCCCAAGCUGGCUGCUAAGCACCGGGAAUCAAACACUGCUGGAAUUGAUAUCUUCUCCAAAUUUUCUGCAUACAUCAAAAAUACCAAGCAGCAGGAUAAUGCUGCCCUUGAAAGAGGCUUGGUGAAGGCUCUGAAGAAGCUGGAUGACUAUCUGAGAACCCCUCUGCCAGAGGAGAUUGAUGCAGACAGCACUGAAGAGGAGAAAGUGUCUAAACGCAAGUUUCUGGAUGGAGAUGACCUGACUCUUGCUGACUGCAACCUUCUGCCCAAACUCCAUGUUGUCAAGAUUGUUGCAAAGAAAUACCGCAACUUUGAGUUCCCGACAGAGAUGACGGGGCUGUGGCAGUAUCUGAAGAACGCGUAUGCCAGGGAUGAAUUCACCAACACCUGUGCAGCAGACAAAGAAAUCGAGCAAGCCUACGCAGAUGUGGCCAAGCGGCUCAGCAAGUCCUAACUGACCUCAGCGGUGGCUCAGUAUCCCCUUUUACAGACUCUUCUCCUUGUUGCCUUAAGAUAUACUUUAUCAUUACGCUAUCUGGUUGGCAUCCCUAUGACUUCACCUGUUCAAGUGUAUUGGUCAGGGACAAAUCUGCUUCUCCCUGGAGAAAAGAGAAGGCAGCCUUAGUAUAUAGGGUGGACACCCUUCGAAAUCUGAACCUAAGAUCUAGCUCUACUAGUAUUACAAUCAGUAUUGGAAAUAAGUCCACUCUACUAGUUUCUUGUUUCAUGUUGGGGGUAUAUCACCACCUGUAUUCUUUGGAGUUUUAAAAAUAGGAUGUUAGCUGGAAUUUCAAGUAAGAGAGUUAGGAACACAUAGAACUGGUUCUUCUGUAGGUUAUUUCAAGGACGCUUUUUCCCCCAGUGCUAUUGAGAACCUUGAGGCAGGAGCAAAAUAUGAAAGAGAGAGAGAGGGGGGAAAAAAAGGAGUUUGACCCUAAAGGAGAAAUGCUUUUAGCAGUUAUAUUUAAAAAACUCUCUGAAUGCAUAUUCCGUCUUAGCAGGCCCAAGAAUUUGUAGGCUAUUUAUUUUUAACUUGGUGUAAGAGGGGGAAGCCUGAGUGAAUAUGUCAGACUUGCAGACGCUACUUUGCAUAAAAUUUGCAUGAUGUUGUUGCAUCCGAAUGUUUAAAGUGAAAAAGAGUGAAUGACCAAUUGAGCAGGCAGCCCUUGGAAGAGCGGGGCUCGUGCCAAAAUGCCCAGUGGAUCUGCUAGUUGGUAGAGACACUCAGACACAGCAAUAACGGGGGCAGCAUAUUGACUCCAGCAAAGAGAGGGAGCUGGCACAGCUAACCAAACCACGUUGGAUAUUGUUGUCUUGACUGUAUGGUUGCCAGUUCCUUUAUAAUUGCUAUCUUGGGAAACUUGGAUAGGCAGGAGAAAGCUGUCACUGCACACGAAUUCCAGGCAGGGAAAGUGCUUUCUUCACGUUGGGCUCCAGAUGGGUCACUUUCAACCACUCAUCGUCUCACCCCAGGAGAAGUUUGCUCUGAGAGCCUCAAAGAGUGCAGCCUAAAACAGAGAGAGGCACAUUUCCAGCUGGAAAUUUGGCAAGUGCGCUAGCAGAAAUCCAUGCGUGACGCCUUAGUCCCACUCCUCCAGGGUUUACCGAUCCAGGUUACACGAUUCUGAAUUGUGUAACAUUGGAACAGGCUGCCCAGGGAAUUGGAGUCACCAUCACUGGAGGUGUUCAAAAAACGUGUAGACAUGGCACUGUAGGACAUGGUUUAGUGGGCAUGG
Molecule: messenger RNA, 2464 nt
Organism: Gavia stellata (red-throated loon)
Lineage: Eukaryota; Metazoa; Chordata; Aves; Gaviiformes; Gaviidae
Gene: CLIC5
Product: chloride intracellular channel 5
Exons: 6
Coding region: 1-1182 (393 amino acids)
Source: RefSeq, a predicted model, not a curated record